AUGUCGGUCUACCGGAAGUAUGUCGGAGGCGGAGCCCGCCAUGGCUGGAGCACGAUCUACGAGGUCGUUGCUUAUGCUUGGCGAGAUAAGAUAUACAUCGUAUCUACAAGUUUCUUGACUGGUCUAUGGGCGGAGAAGAGACAUGACAGAUAUCCUAGGAAUUCUCGUGCUGAGCCCUCUCAGGAUAGAGGUCAAGAUAGAAAUCCUAAGGGUAAGAGUUCUCAAAGAAGCGAUGUGUGUUUUGAGUGUAAGGGUGUGGGACAUAGAGCUGUUGACUGUGCAAAUAGGAGGGUUCGCCCUCAAAAGGCUCUUGCUGUCACUUACAGUGAUAGUGAAGAGAAUCCCUUGUCUGAUCAAGAGGAGGAUACUGUAGCUUUCACAGCUCGGGUUGUCCCCGUUUCCUCUUUAGAUCAUGUUGAAGAACUAGUUGCCUUCAUUGCCACGGUGUCUCAAAACGAGACUCCGGAGGAUGAAGACGAUGAUGAUAGAAUGCAAAAGUUCACUGAACUUGUCAACGCAUCAAAGUCCAUGUUGUCUAAGAUAGAUAUUCUGACCAAAGAUCUUGCGAAGUGUGAAAAAGAGAAAGUAGGGAUACAAGCUGAAUUGCUAUCCCAACAAGAAGUAUGGAGAGCCGAAAAGCUGAGUCUAGAAAAAUCUCUUAGUGGUCUUAAGGCUGAGAAGCUAGCGCUUGAAGUUUCUCUCAAAGAAUCUCAGCAACAGUUCUCUAGGUUCUCAAUAGGAUCUGAAAAAUUGACCAAGAUAUGUGGAAUGGGUAGACUAGAUAAGAACAAACAUGGUCUAGGGUUUGAAACUGGCGAGAACUCUAAAAACGGUGGAACUGUGUUUGUCAAAAGCAAAGCUCUUGAUGUUAAAGUAGUGACCAACAAGGAGUUUGCCAGGUUAGCUAAGGGUCUGUCUGUUCCCGCAGCUAGAAAACCAAACAAAAACCUAGCUUGGGUUAAGAAGAAGGAUUCUAGACCUUAUGCCCUCAAGCCUCCACACACGGAUUCGAAGCCUGUUGAUGAGUGUGACAGUGACCCUGAGGAGGAAAACAUUGUGUGUUUCUUGUCUCGUGUCUGGACUAGCCUAGAGUCUGUUGAGGAGUCUAGAACAGUAGCAGUGUGUCGCGUAGCUCUUACAGCUCUUGCAGCGCGUUGUGCUGAUUCUUGGUAUAUAGACAGUGGUGCUUCAAGGCACAUGACCGGAGAUCCUAAGUGGUUUUUGUCCAUGGAUGACGUUCAUCCAGAAGGGAAUGUUGGUUUUGGGGAUGGAGCUCGGGCUCCGAUAGUGGGAAGCGGGACAGUAAAUGCCCCUAGUCUCCCGUGUCUGAAAAAUGUUCUUUUGGUCAAGGGUUUAGAAGUGAGUUUGCUAAGUGUAAGUCAGAUUGUUGAUGAACAUGACUCAGUCACCUUUGACAAGCAGAGAUGUGUUGUCUUAGAUGGUAAUGGGAAGAGCAUAAUGAGAGGAAAGAGAACUAGGGAUCAAUGCUAUUGUGUUGUAGCAAAAGAGAAGUUCUCACCCCAAAUAUGUUUUAGAUCUAUGAUCUGUGAGGAACCCUUAGAUCUUUGGCACAUACGAAUGUGUCACUUGAACCAUCAGGAUAUAGUGAAGCUGUCCUCAAAAGAAGCUGUUAGAGGGAUACCAAAGCUUGCAGGUAUCCCCCAAGGUAUGUGUGGUGAAUGUAGAGUUGGUAAGAUGACUCGAACCUCUCAUCCUCUAUUAAAUGCUGAUCCUACUACUCAUGUUCUUGAACUGCUGCAUCUAGACUUAGUAGGACCAGUUGAAACUAAAAGUAUUGGAGGAAGAAAGUAUGCUCUUGUAAUUGUUGAUGAUUUCUCUAGAUUCACUUGGGUGAAAUUUUUGUCUAACAAAGGUGAAACUUUUGAAAAUUAUUACAGUGUUGCUAAGAGAGUCACAAAUGAGAAAUUGAAUGAUGACAUGCAUAUUGUUAGGAUCAGAUCAGAUCAUGGUACUGAAUUCGAAAACUCUUAUUUUGAAAAUUAUUGUGAAGAGUUUGGUGUGCAUCAUGAAUUCUCUGCCCCUAUUACUCUACAACAUAAUGGCAUUGUAGAAAGAAAGAACAUGGUUCUUGUGGAAUUAUCCAAGGUUAUGCUAGCUGCAUCUGGCCUUAAUCAUUCGUUUUGGGAAGAAGUAGUAAAUAAUGCCUGUUACACUUUAAACCGUGUAAUUCUUAGACCUGGAACAACCAUGACUCCCUAUGAGAUCUGGAGAGGUAGGAAACCAAAUAUCGCUCAUCUCAAAGUGUUUGGAAGUCCCUGCUUUAUCUAUAGGGACAGAGAGUAUUUGACAAAGUUUGAUGCUAAAAGUGACAAGGGUGUGUUCCUUGGCUAUGCUGGAAAUAGUCGAGCCUAUCGGGUGUAUAACAAGAGAACCUGCAAAAUUAUGGAAUCAGUAAAUGUGGCUGUUAAUGAUGCUCUUGUUUGCAAGAAUGAUGGGUGUGUUUUGUCUGAGCAGGAAGCCGAACCUACCUCAUCUGAAACCAAGUCUGAUUAA
This is a messenger RNA of Fragaria vesca subsp. vesca, 2514 nucleotides long. RefSeq lists its product as uncharacterized. Gene Ontology annotation, biological process: DNA integration. Gene Ontology annotation, molecular function: zinc ion binding; nucleic acid binding. Bases 1 to 2514 code for a protein of 837 amino acids. NCBI's taxonomy places the organism in Eukaryota, Viridiplantae, Streptophyta, Magnoliopsida, Rosales, Rosaceae. The transcript is spliced from 3 exons. The record is from RefSeq and is a predicted model, not a curated record.